Messenger RNA from Oreochromis aureus, 1941 nucleotides. RefSeq lists its product as uncharacterized. Gene Ontology annotation, biological process: positive regulation of T cell proliferation; negative regulation of T cell proliferation; cell surface receptor signaling pathway. NCBI's taxonomy places the organism in Eukaryota, Metazoa, Chordata, Actinopteri, Cichliformes, Cichlidae. Gene Ontology annotation, cellular component: external side of plasma membrane. The record is from RefSeq and is a predicted model, not a curated record. The transcript is spliced from 6 exons. Bases 273 to 1274 code for a protein of 333 amino acids.
UUACUCCCGGAAGAGAUGUUUGGGACGUGUGUGUGUAAAUCCGUGAUUUAGUCCAGUGAAGUGGCAGAAAAUGUAAAACGGGGAGUUGGUCGUGGCAGUUCAAUCAUGCGGUGAAGAAGUGGACCAAAAAAGAGAGAAUUCCCAACUAUAGGCGUCAGUGUUGUUGCUUAUAUUAAGGGCUCGUUUCUAAGCUGAAACAGUGUGCUGCCAUCUGAGAUCACACCGGGAUCUGUAUUACGCAGCAGGAUUUCGUCUUAUCCAGGUAAAUAAUCAUGGCCUCCGGUGGUACUCUUUUAUUCAUUUUCACUGCCCUCUGUGUCACUGCAGUCAAGAGUCUUUUUUUGAAAGUGGAAUGCAAAGCUGAAAAUGUGGGACACUUUGGCCAACAGUCACUGCUGGAGUGUGUUGUCAAAACAUCAACAGAUAUAACUGAUCCAACUAUUCAUGCGGUUGCUUGGAAAAAACUGACCUCUACAGAAGACGAAGGUGAUCUCGUGUUGGGUUUUAAUAGAGGGAAAUGGGGCCGGCCAAAGCGAGGUUACAGGUUUGCUGAACCAUCAUGGGACGAGAAGAACAUGAAUGUUUCUCUGCUCAUCACCAACACUGCGGUGGCAGACGAUGGAUAUUACAAGUGCAUGGUGAUUACAGACAGUGGGGAUGACAGGAUGGUCACCACCCUUAAAGUCCAAGCCAGAUACAGUGUCCUGACUGUACACUCCAUCCCUGAGAAAAUUGUCCCAAAUUCAGACAGUACCCUGAUCUGUGAGUCUCAUGGAGGCUACCCAAAGGGAACACUUCGCUGGUUUGAUGAAGAGAAGCAUGAGUGGACAAAAAGCUCUGAAAUGGAGGCGACACAGUCAGACGAUGGUUUAUUUCAACUCACAAGCAGACUGUCUUUGUUGCGAGGAUCCACUUUCCCAAAGUAUACCUGCGCUGUGUUCAAUGCCAGUGGAGGCAAAGAGGAUGAGUUCACAUUUGAAACCAACAUACCACCACCAUCACUGCACGGAUCUGAAGAAGGACAAGGCUCAAAUACGGUAGGGAUCUCCAAAAUAGUUGUCCCUCUGGUGGUCAUUGGUUCACUGAUGGUAGGAUUGCUGUGUGUGCUGUUGAUCUACAGAUGGCGAUCUCAGUUACGUCUUAUUGAUUUCCAUCUCUCACCCCAACCGGUCAAAGCAGAUGGCCACACCUCCCCUAGUCUGGUUCUGCUGGAGGUUUCUUGCUGUUUAAAGGGAGUUUUUCCUUCCCACUGUCGCCAAAGUGCUUACUCAUAGGGGGUCAUAUGAUUGUUGGGUUUUUCCUCUGUAUCUAUUAUUGUACGAUCUACUAUACAAUAUAAAGCGCCUUGAGGCGACUGUUGUUGUGAUUUGGCGCUAUAUAAAUAAAAUUUUUAAAAUUUAUAUAUACAUAAAGUUUAACAGCAUGUAUUUUCACUUUAGCUUCUCAUGUUUAUAAUAUAUCUUGGGGAUAGCACCACGUUGUUAUGUGUUUAUGUAUGUGUGUCAAUCUGUGUGUGUUGUUCUCAAAUGUUACCAGUGGAGCUUAAUGAUCUGUUUAUGGCUUUAUAAUCCUUUACAAAAUAUAAUACGUUCACUUAGACAAUGAUAUGUAGAACUGUCUGAGACUGUAUGUUUGAUCUGUGGUUUGACAGAGCAGUGAGGAAAUGUUGGCCUUACUGUUAUUGUACUUUCUGUUUAAAUCAACAUUUAAUUGUUAUUUUGGAUUUUUAUUGCAAUGCAUUUGUUAUUUUUUAAGCCUUAAGUGUCUUUGUUUUUUGUUUAUUUUCGUUUUGUUUUUUGUAUAUAAAAUUAAAAUUGCGUAAAAUGUCAUGUUUCAAAACAGUUUAUAAGAAAACAAUUCAGAACAUUAAAAAAUGCAAUGUAAUGACUAUAAAGUUGUACAAUAAAACAAGAAUGUGUUGCCAAUAUUUGUUGAACCCGA